Molecule: messenger RNA, 1344 nt
Organism: Candidula unifasciata
Lineage: Eukaryota; Metazoa; Mollusca; Gastropoda; Stylommatophora; Geomitridae
Source: the annotation of a GenBank genome assembly
AUGCUGGCGCCACCUGUGAUUGUCUCACGGACACACGUCUCGUCAACUAGGUCUGAUAGAAGUCUCUGUGGUUGCGUAUUUAAGUCACGGCUCCAGACAGACAGGUCCUCACAUUCUUGUGUCAAGAUUGUACGCUUGACUAAGCUUCAGACAACAACCAUGAAUCCAGCUUUGACCUCCAUCUGUCUGCUGGUCAUCGCCCAACUGACCCGAGCAGACGAUGUCCAGUUACUGACGUCUGCAUCGUCAGGCUUCGCCCAGAAACUCUACAAUAAACUGGCGGCCGUCAAACCAGCGUCUGCCAUCUACUCACCGUUCAGCAUCCACUCGGCCCUGUCGAUGACCUCGCUCGGAGCUCGUGGCGAGACCGCUACUGAACUGUCAACGACACUGGGGCUAACGGCCCUGACCGGCAAUUCGGUUCACCAUGCCUACCAUGACCUUAUCAAGCAGCUGAACAAUGUCACAGACGUGAAACUGCACACAGCCAACGCAGUCUUCGUCAACCCAAACAUCGCCAUAGAGGAACAGUUCAUCAAAGAUGUUAAGACUGAGUAUUUAGCCACCAGCUCCAACUUUGACCUGGCCGCAGUGGGUGGCCCAGAGAAGGCCAUCAACGAUUUCGUCAGCGAAAAGACUGAGGGUUUGAUCAAGGAUGUUCUACCACAAGGAUCCAUCGACGCCUUGACCGCCAUGGUUCUGCUCAACACCAUCUUCUUCAACGGCACGUGGCUCGAGAAGUUCGACCAGUACAACACAAAAAAGUCAAACUUCCAGAAACUGGGCGGAGCCAAGUCUCAGGUAGACAUGAUGUAUGCUGAAAGAUCUGUCAACAUCAAGAGAAACGUGCAGGGAGUUGACGUGGCCGAGUUACCCUUCAAGGGCGGACGAUUCUCUCUCUACAUCGCCCUGCCGCAGGAGACUGAGGGCCUUGCUACUCUAGAAAACUUCCUGAACAGCCCGAGUUACCUGACCGAACUGUUUGAAGGACUGAGCCGUGUCCGAGUCAGAUUGAGUGUCCCUAAGUUUAGGAUCGAGUCGACCUUUGAGCUCAACUCCGCUCUCAAGGAACUAGGCAUUCGUAAGGCCUUUGAUCAAUCGUCUGCCAACUUCCAGGGAAUCAGCGCAACUGGUAACGUUUACAUCAGCGAGGUCAUCCACAAGGCCGUUAUAGAAGUCAAGGAGACCGGGACAGUGGCGGCAGCCGUGACAGUCAUCGGGAUCAAGACAGCAUCCAUUGAAUUACCCCCAGAAGAGGAGUUCAACGCCGACCACCCGUUCGUGUUCUUCCUACGAGACAACCAGAGCGAGGAGAUUUUGUUCCAGGGAAAAUACUUGGGAUAA